CGGACUUGUAAGUAGCGUGUACAAGUUGUGUACAGGGCUUCCUAUUUCGUCGUGCGAGUAUCCUUAUUGCUUCCGCGAUCAACCAGUAGUUUCCCCACAAUAUUUCAUCCCAACGACAGUCCACAAUACGCUAGCACCCCCAAUUGCCAAAUCCUCCAGCCAUGAAGCCAGAAGGCCAAACACCCCUUCUCGCGCCCUACGGAGCUGGUGGCCCAACGUACACGGCUCGCUCGAGGCUUAGCAGAUCAUUCGUCACCGUCCUUCCGUUUGCGCUUGCUGCUAUCUUGGGAUACAUCACAUACAUCGCCGACCGUCAUGGUGCUAUGCACCACGCUCCUGCUGCUUCUCUGGAUAACCGAGUUGCCAAACUACCAGUGAUGGGCUAUAACACUUGGAAUGCCUACCAUUGUGACAUAGACGAAGGUCUCAUCUUGCAAACCGCAGAGCUCAUGAAAUCGCUCAACUUAGCGGACGCUGGGUAUACUCAUGUCAACAUUGAUGAUUGUUAUUCAGAGAGAAUCCGAAACGACGACGGAGAUAUUGUUGAAGACGCAACGAAGUUUCCGUCUGGAAUGAAGGCCCUCACAGACAAGAUCCAUGACCUUGGACUGAAAGCUGGCAUUUACAGUGAUUCGGGUUGGUUCACAUGCCAGCUGUACCCUGGCUCAUACCAGAACGAAGCAAGAGACGCAAAACGCUUCCUCGACUGGGGUUUUGACUACCUCAAAUAUGAUAAUUGUGCUGUUCCAUUCGACAACAUCACUCGGGAGAAUAUCAUGGGAAGAUACGAACCUAUGGCAAACGCCAUUGCCGAUCUUUCACGGUCGUCUGGAACACCACCCUUGAUUUUGUCCAUGUGCCAGUGGGGAAGAGAGCAAGGUUGGAUGUGGGCCCGCAGGUAUGGGCAAAGUUGGAGGACGACUGACGACAUUGAACCGCACUGGCAAUCAAUCACCAAGAUAUUAAACCAAAACUCGUUCUAUACUUGGGCAACUGAUUUCUACGGCCAUAAUGACAUGGAUAUCCUUGAAGUUGGUAACGGCCCCCUAACAUACGAUGAAGCGAAGUCCCAUUUUACUGCGUGGGCGCUCUUGAAGUCACCUCUACUUAUCGGCACUGAUCUCGCUUCUGCUACCAAAGAAACCCUUGAGAUUCUGACCAAUCCAGAAAUCAUUGCGAUUCAUCAAGACCCGGUCGUAGGCACUAGUAUCGGACCAUUCCGAUGGGGCAUCAAUCCUGAUUGGGUCAGCAACAACACUCAUCCCGCGCAAUACUGGAGCGGGGAGAGCCAGAACGGGACGGUAUUUAUGCUGUUGAACACGCUUGACGAGCCCGCCGACAUGUUCUUCAGGCUGACCGAAUCUCCGUGGAUCCGAGCUGGUAGACAGUACACUGUCCGAGACCUUUGGACACAUACAGACAACGGCACUGCGAUUCGCAACUUCACAGCUUACGCUGUUCCGCCGCAUGGUGUUGUGGCGUUACUCCUUCAAGACGCGGAUAAUGAGCCGGAUGGCCUGUGGCCGCCCUGUGCUGUGUUGGAAUGGUGCAUGCAUUCUAACGGGACUCGCAUCGAUCAGUGAACGCUGAGGCCUUUUCAUCUUUCAAGUGAUGUACAUAAGUCUUGUAUCACCAUUACGCCCUUAUUUGUUGACAAAAAUUUAUCGGAACUUGCAUCAUGGACAGCGGGCAACAGGAAC
Messenger RNA from Suillus paluster, 1700 nucleotides. Its product is annotated as glycoside hydrolase family 27 protein. The coding region runs from base 162 to 1583 and encodes 473 amino acids. Gene Ontology annotation, molecular function: hydrolase activity, hydrolyzing O-glycosyl compounds. The transcript has 23 exons. The record is from RefSeq and is a predicted model, not a curated record. NCBI's taxonomy places the organism in Eukaryota, Fungi, Basidiomycota, Agaricomycetes, Boletales, Suillaceae. Gene Ontology annotation, biological process: carbohydrate metabolic process.